AUGUCGCCAAGCGAGAUCAAAAUGGAAAACGUCUGUAAGCUUCGCAUGAAGCUACUUGAGGUGCGCAAAGAAUGCGAAAUCCUUAUGUUGCAAAAACUUGAGGAUGUGGCAUCGGAGUUGCGCAGCAUCAAGCUGGAGCUUCAGAAGACGACCUUCCGCCUCAAGGCAAUCAGCAGUACUGCCAAGAGUAUUGAAAUUGCGAGCCCUGAUACCAAUGUCCGAGUCCAGGAGAACCAAUGGCGCUUAAGACAGGAUGCAGAAUCUAAAGCAAGGAACAAGGCCCUGUCCGAGCUCAAAGGCCAGAUGCAGCUCAAAGAUGUAGAAGAGCAAUCCAUCCUAGAUGUGGCAAGUAGCGUGAAGCGAGUCUUGACAGCUGGCUUUCCUCAGCGCAGACGCAAAGCCCGUGUCUUCUGCCAACCGAGCCACACAAUAACGGAACGGUCUCGCCGAAGUUUUGCGAGCAUAGUCAAGGGCUUAGUAUACCAGUUGGCGGAGCAUCAUUCCACUGGCCUGCGAUUACAACAUGACCUAGUUCGGGAAGCAUUGUCCUCAACCAAAUGGCACCGCGAAGAGCCAAAGACAGCAUUCGACCACAUGUUAGACCUCCUAUCAGCUCUGAUGGAGCAUUUGCCAACGAAGAAGCCAAUAUUGAUGAUCACCGACCGUCUCGAUCAGUGUCGUUGGUCCAACGAAUCCAGAAGGGACUGUACAGAGUUGGAAGACGCCGUGAUAUCACUGCUGCACAUGAUGCGCAAUCAAACUGUACAGCAUCCCAGACUCAAAAUCCUCCUAGUAAUGGAAUAG
Bipolaris oryzae ATCC 44560 is the source of this 804-nucleotide messenger RNA. RefSeq lists its product as uncharacterized. The transcript is spliced from 2 exons. The coding region runs from base 1 to 804 and encodes 267 amino acids. The record is from RefSeq and is a predicted model, not a curated record. Lineage: Eukaryota; Fungi; Ascomycota; Dothideomycetes; Pleosporales; Pleosporaceae.